Oncorhynchus mykiss (rainbow trout) is the source of this 3712-nucleotide messenger RNA. The record is from RefSeq and is a predicted model, not a curated record. Lineage: Eukaryota; Metazoa; Chordata; Actinopteri; Salmoniformes; Salmonidae.
GGGAGGAGAGAGAGAAGCAGAGGAUCAGUUAGUGCCGCGGAGCACGGGAGUCAGCAACACAGACAGAGAGAGAGAAAGAGAGUGACAUUAGGGGGGAAAAAAGAGCUGGACUAAGACAGACGACUAACUGGAGGCGUGUGGGAGAGAAAGGAGGAGAGAAAAGAGGUGUGUGGAUGGGAGGAAGAGCUGAGAAAGAAGUGGAGAGUGAAAAAGAGAUGGACGGAAGAACUGCUAUACCCUUCUUCUCUCAUCCAAUGAAGAACUGAAUCACAUGCUCAUUAAUGACCCAGAGGUACGAGGACCAAUCGCCAGACUGAGUGGUGACGUCAUACCAGUGACAGAGGCAGAAUUGGGACCACCAUGGAUUCUAUGGCAAAAAAGCAUCAGUACUCUCACACACUGUAACUCAUACUCUCUCUCUCUCUCUCUCUCCCUCUCUCUCGCUCUUUCUCUCUCUCUCUCUCUCUCUUUCUCUCUCUCUCUCUCUCUCUCUCUUUCUCUCUCUCUCUCUCUCUCUCUCUCUCUCUCUCUCUCUCUCAAAAACACUCUUCACACUUGGAUAAAACAGAGACCGGUAACUCAUCUCUCCACUCAGAUAUAAGACUGCCUCCCCCAGCUGUGAUGUCACAGAGUGGCUCCUUCUCUUCCAGCUCCUCUGGGGGCUGAGCCGGGGCUAUGGGUAGAAGGGUGGCUGAUCCGACCAAUCCAGUGCCUGCACUCGGGGUGCCCCUGGCGGGGGGGCGAUGGGGUCCGCUGUGCAGCGUGGGGGUGCAGACCUCCCCUGGCCUUAGGACCCUCCCGUCAAUCAAACUCAACCAGCCAACCAGUACGCAGCACCCAGAGACAAGGAGUAACAACCAUGUCACCACGGUAUUGACCAUGUGUAACUCGUGCAGCAGUGGCAGCAGCGGUGGAUUUGCCGUUUCCAAGGAGAGGAGUCAGAAUGCGAUCAACAGUCUGACACAGGACGACAUGGGGUCACAGGGGUCAGGGGGCGGGGUCUACUGUCAGAUCAAAACCAUAAGGACCAAUCCCAGGGAGUCUGGUCACAGGUCCAGCGGGAAACGGACGUCUCGAUACACCAAUGGGAGUGUGGUUGCCCCUGAGGUGGUGGGUGGGGUAUGUACUGAGGGUGCCGAGGGGAACGAGCCAAUCAGAGAGAGGAGGAGGGUCCAGUCUCUGAGAGGGGAGGAGUCUCGCCCUGUGCUGAGGUCAGGGAGUGUGUCUCAUUCUGUGAGCUCUCACGCCACGCCUCCAAGGCCCUGUAGAAUGAUGACAUCAUCGCCCCGUCUCUGUGGAACCUGCGGGCGGAGACAGUCCCAGGCCCCACCCACUUGCAUGGCAACUGCAUGCCGCAGGCGAGCGGCCAGCAAGAUCACAGAAAGCCAGACCCUCCCGAAUCCUCCCAGGAAACAGUCCAUACUCCUCAACCAGAACCGGAAAGACUCCCCUGUACUGAACACACACACACCACCAACCACACACAAAGCUAUGAAGAACACUCAAACACAAACUCAGACAUUGCCCUCUCCACACACAACCCAAAAGACACACACGCUCACGAAAGAUUCACCUGUGCCCACAUGCUCCAACACUAAGGAUACACAGCACACACAUACAGACCCAGAACCCAGUUUACCCAGGUUACAUCAGAAAGAAACACACACACAGACAGCAGACACACACUCACACACCACAGAGAAACACACAUCUAGGCCAAAUAAAUCCACAAGAAAUACUCCAGCUACACAGCCUUUACCGGACAAAAACACGUCAUCUGACAACCAACACACACCACCAAACUCAUCUACACAAGUCACCCCCAAGCCACCACCCCCAGUCCUCCUCAUAGGCAAAAAAUCCUCGGCCUCUGCCCCUCUCCCACCUAAAACCUCCCCCAACCCCUACCACACUGUCCAGGUGAACCCAAAACCAGCACCGCCUGUCCUUCAGACCCAACCCAAACAUACACCCCUCACCCCACCCCUGCUCUCCAAAAUACCACCAGCACAACCAAUCAAAAAAGAAGACUCCAAAUCCCCUGGCCAAUCAAAAGAUGCAAAUGCUCUGCAUGCUGCCCAUGUGGCCCCACAGUGCAAUGGGGCACCAGGAGGUAUGGCGGGGAUACCAGGUGGGGUACAGGGGUGUGUGUCGGGGGGCCUCCACGGGCGUCUUCACAGCGUGGAAGAGAGUCUGCUCUCCAACCAGGAGAAGAUCAAAGUCCUCCUCAAUGUUAUCCAAGACCUGGAGAAAAGCAAGGCCCUCAGCGAAGGGCGCUGCUCUUACAGAACUGGACAGGAUAUCAACAACUGCCCCACCUGUCAGAAGACUGCCUGCAUCAUAUACAGUGUGGAGCAUGACUUCAGACAGCAAGAGGGGAGGUUCCAGCCAGUGAUGGAAACUCUAGAUGGGGUUUACGAUGUCCCCCUCCCCGUCCCCAAACCUCCCACCUCCCACCCCAGCGCCAAGGCCCGUGUCAAGAAGCUACGCAAGAAGUGUUUCUGGUGGCUAUAGAUACACAUCCGUCGCCGGGGGUACAGUCGCCAUGGAAAUGUUGCGGGCUGCUGUUACCAAGGGGAUUGGACAGGUGUGUGUUGAUGGACAAUGGCGACUGUUCCUGUGUCUUUGAUGUUGCUAUAGGAACUAUUAUGGUAGCUGAGCUACAGAGAUGCUACACCUUAGAAACAGUUGGAGUGUGGAUAACAUGGAGAGCAAUAAGUUACCAUGGACAACUCUAUGAGGUGUGGACCAACUGAUAGAGUUCAAGUCUUGGGAUCACUGGUUACUGGAUUUUGAAGAGAUACUAAACUGAGUGACUUUGUCCCUGACCAACAGAGUUACUGUGCUACUGUGCUAGGUUAGUCACAUAAGGGACACGGUUUAAGAGUGUCUAGUGGUGACUCAGUUAGGUCAAAGGUCCCAGUGCUUGAACAUAGAUGAGCACCUAUUCACAUUCCACGACCUACAGAGUGACCAGUCCAUCUACAAUCCCUUCAGAGAGUGACAGGCCAUGUAACCAAUCAACACACGCUUCCACCAGGAUUCUCCCGCAAUACGCAAAACAAAAAAGUUACUGAGUCAUACUCAACACAAACAAUAUACACACACAGUAUAGCACUAAACACACACAAGCACACGCACACGCAGACGCACACACACUACAAUUAUAUCCACUCUACACUAUGAGCUUUCAUUUUUCCACAGCGCUAUUGGCUAAAACACCAGCUCAACCAAUAAUAAUCUCAACCUUUCCUUCCAAGACCACACCCUAUUUACUGUUUAACCAAUAAUCAGCCCCGGUCCCUAACCUGCCACAUCAGUGCUUUUUAAUAGAUCGCUCUUCCCAUCCCCAUGUGUGAUCUCCCACAAUGCUUUUCUCUUCCUUUUCCUCUCGCUGUGUUGUUUACAAUAGUUAUAUUGGGAUCCAAUAAAAGUGUGUAUUUUAAACAGGACAGAUCAUUUCCUGCUUGAACAGGGGUUCCCUAUUCCCAUGACGACACACCUAAAGCACUAUUGACCACCACCAUUCAGGAUGAAGCUGUGGCACUAUGGAGGAAUGGUAAAAGUGGAUGGAGGGCUAUAAGAGGGCUACAACAUGCUAUUUCAAAGGGUAGAAUAAAGGUCACUAAACUGUAAGAAAGUCUACAGACGGAAACAAUCAGUAGUUUCCCAAAUACUUCCUGUGUUUUAGACCCACCUAUAGCUUUUUUUU